Messenger RNA from Thelazia callipaeda (thelaziosis nematode), 531 nucleotides. The record is from the annotation of a GenBank genome assembly. NCBI's taxonomy places the organism in Eukaryota, Metazoa, Nematoda, Chromadorea, Rhabditida, Thelaziidae.
AUGAUAACUGUCGCUGUAUUUGCUGAUCGAUAUGAUUCUCAAGCAAGCUUUGGAUCUUCUGCUUCAUCUUCUUAUCUUCGAAAGUUAAUUAAUCGAAAUGACGUGGCACGUGAGCGUGAAGUAAUCCCUCGCAUUAUGAAAAUCUACCAUUAUGAUAAUUUGACGGACUGUGAAGCAGUUUGUGAAAUUCCCUGUGGCACCACGUAUGUGAUCCGAAAUGACGUAGAUGAGCGACGUCAAUUUAUCUGUACACAGCGAAAAGUGCCUGCUGUCUCAGCAUUUAUCACUUUCAGUAACACAGGCAUCAUCCCAAUAAUUAUGUUAAUUGCUCUGAUCCUAUUUGGUUUACUACUCAUAACUUGCUGUUGUUGCAUGCGCUGCGGUUGUGGCUGUGGUUGCUGUAGGAAAGCAUGUCAGUCUAGUAAUUCAUCGAAUGAUCCACUAGUAAACGGAGAAUUCCGUGAGGUGUUGGAUUCUAAGGAUAUUGGGUAUCUGAAGAAGGAAACUGCAAGGAAGAUAGUCACUGUUUGA